AUGGCCUUUCAGGCCUUCACUGGAAUAGCUAUUGCUGGACCCUCGAAUGAUCACCUAUCUCAUGAUCAUAGUCCAGCAAGAAGGUCAAUGGAUACAGUUGAGGAGAGGAUCGCUUCUUUUACCAAUUGGCCUCAUGGAGGUCGACUUCGUCCCAUCUUCAUGGCAGGUGCAGGCUUUUAUCAGUUUCGCGUGGAUACCGACGCGGUCUCGUGCUUCAACUGCAACGUGGUUAUGGAAGGCUGGAACGAGCAGUCAGAUCCAAUCACUGAGCAUCGAAGGGCAGCUCCAAAUUGCACUUGGAACAAUGACACUUAUAUGACGACAUGGGACGAAAGAUUUCAUUCCUUCCACACCUGGCCGCUAGACAUAAAGCCCCUCCCUGCCGCAAUGGCCUCUGCUGGGUUCUACCACAGCAAUAAGAGCACAGACGCCGUCACCUGUUUCAGUUGCAAGCUGAUUCUCAAGGAUUGGAAGAAAGAUGACGACCCUAUAAAACAUCACCUUCAGCAGUCCUCUAUCUUCCGACCCUGCGCAUGGAUCUCUAAGGUUACGAAUCAGCCAGCGCAGUACACACCUCCGACGCCUCCAGCAACCCCUCCAGUGUCUGCUCCUGCUAGCAUUCCUCACAAAUGCGAAGCCUGUAAGAAGACCUUUCCGUCUGGGAACUCAUUCCGUAAACACCGUCGACAAUCCCACAAGAAUAUUGGCAGGCGCAUUGGAGUUCCUCUUAAACGGCCUGGAGUGGUGUUCUUGGGAAGAUACAGGGUGUCAAAGGCGACCAAGCAGAGGAUGAAACAUGGGAGGCGGGGCAAUACAGACCUCUUUAUUUGA
Letharia columbiana is the source of this 831-nucleotide messenger RNA. RefSeq lists its product as uncharacterized. Bases 1 to 831 code for a protein of 276 amino acids. Gene Ontology annotation, cellular component: cytoplasm; nucleus; spindle microtubule. The record is from RefSeq and is a predicted model, not a curated record. Lineage: Eukaryota; Fungi; Ascomycota; Lecanoromycetes; Lecanorales; Parmeliaceae. Gene Ontology annotation, biological process: regulation of cell cycle. The transcript has a single exon.